Molecule: messenger RNA, 2572 nt
Organism: Perca flavescens (yellow perch)
Lineage: Eukaryota; Metazoa; Chordata; Actinopteri; Perciformes; Percidae
Product: copine-3-like
Exons: 16
Coding region: 118-1782 (554 amino acids)
Biological process (GO): ERBB2 signaling pathway; cellular response to calcium ion
Cellular component (GO): plasma membrane
Molecular function (GO): receptor tyrosine kinase binding; calcium-dependent phospholipid binding
Source: RefSeq, a predicted model, not a curated record
CGCCCACUUAGCUUGCCAGCUCUUCUGUUAACACUACAAACACCAAACCACAGCACACACAGCUAGCUAAGUUAGCUAACAAGUUUGUGUGUGUGAGUGUGUGUCCUCCAGGCUGUGAUGGCAGCAGUUGGAACCCCGGCGCCAAAGGUCACUGACUGUGUGACCAAGGUGGCGCUGAGCAUCACCUGUGAGAAUCUGCUCGACAUGGAUGCAUUCUCAAAGUCUGACCCUCAGUGUGUGCUCUUCAUGAACAGCUCUGGGCCUCACUGGUGUGAGAUUGGCCGGACAGAGAAAAUCGAGAACUGCCUCAAUCCCAAGUUUUCCAAGACUUUUGUCGUUGACUACUACUUUGAGAUGGUGCAGAAGCUGAGGUUUGAAAUAUACGACAUUGACACCGUCAACUGCAGUCUGAAAGAUGCUGACUUCCUGGGAGAACUGGAGUGUACCUUGGGACAGGUUGUGUCCUCAAGUAAACUAACAAGACCACUUGUCAUGAAGGACAAGAAACCUGCAGGGAAGGGUACCAUUACUAUAUGUGCCGAAGAAAGAACAGACAACAGAGUGGUGGAUUUUGAAGUUCAAGGUAGAAAACUGGAUAAAAAGGAUUUCUUUGGCAAGUCCGACCCGUUCCUGGAAUUUUACAAGCCGACAGAAACUGGAUGGCAGCUUGCUCACAGGACAGAGGUGAUCAAAAAUACCCUAAACCCAGUAUGGAGACCAUUCCGAAUCCCACUGCAGUCACUCUGUGGAGGUGACGUGGAGAAAUCGAUAAAGGUAGAGUGUUAUGACUACAACAGCAGCGGAUCUCACGACUUUAUUGGAUCCUUUGAGACCACACUCUCCCAAAUACAGCAGGCAACACAAACAUAUGCGGCUGAGUUUGAAUGCACCAAUAGUAAGAAGAAACAGAAGAAGAAAGGAUACAAAAACUCUGGUAUUAUCGUUGUAAAAAAAUGCAAGAUAGUGAAGGACUAUACCUUUCUGGAUUACAUAAUGGGCGGCUGUCAGAUUAACUUCACUAUUGCUAUUGAUUUCACAGGCUCCAACGGGGCUCCCACCUCCCCUCAGUCCCUCCAUUACAUCAACCCUCAGGGCUAUAAUGAAUACCUGGCAGCUAUCUGGGCAGUGGGUAAUGUCAUCCAGGACUACGACAGUGACAAGUUGUUCCCUGCUUUUGGAUUUGGAGCCCAGCUUCCUCCUUCGUGGCAGGUCUCCCACGAGUUUCCCAUCAACUUCAACCCAUCAAAUCCGUUUUGUGCAGGUAUAGAGGGUGUUGUCCAAGCCUACCAGCAGUGCCUGCCCCAGGUGAAGCUUUACGGUCCCACAAACUUUUCCCCAAUCAUCAACCACGUAGCCAAUUUUGGCCUACAAGCCUUACAGCAGAAGACGGCCUCUCAAUACUUUGUUCUGCUGAUCAUCACUGAUGGAGUGAUCACAGACAUGGAUCAGACGCGCAGUGCCAUCGUCAACGCCUCUCGUCUGCCCAUGUCCAUCAUCAUUGUUGGAGUAGGGGGGGCGGACUUCAGUGCCAUGGAGUUCCUGGAUGGAGACGAUGGAAUGUUACGCUCUGCUGCAGGCGAGGCUGCCCUGCGGGACAUCGUGCAGUUCGUGCCAUUCAGGCAGUUCCAGAAUUGUCCUCAAGAAAUGCUUGCUCAGAGCGUCUUGGCAGAAGUACCAGGUCAGGUGGUGAGCUUCUUCAGUAUGAUGAGUUUAAGGCCACCUCACAGCGACACACCUCUCCCUGACCUCUCAGCAUCUGCCCCUUCCAGUGAUGUAUCCUGAGGACCAACGAUUCUCCUCAGAAUACCGCAUGAGCAUGCAACAUCUACUCUGGCUGCCAUGCUACAAUUUAUAUAUACUAUGUUCCAAUAGUAUAAAGCCAUAGGAUACUGAUAUUGUCAAACAUCCUAACAUGUAGAUAGUUAAUGUGACACUAACAUAUGACUUUAUGUAACUCAAGUGCCAAUAUUAUUAAGACUUUAGGUAACAGUUUGUUAGGUGCACAGUUUGAUUGGACUGCACAGUCUCCAAGGCAUUAAUUGAAACUAGUGUGGCUUGACUCGAGGUCUUUGGUUUUUGUGGAAAAAUUGCAGCAGCUAGUAACAUCUAUCUCAUUAGUCAGAAUGUCUACAUGAAAGGGUGGGAGUACUUAAUGUGUUCUCCAUGGUUCUGCUAAUAUCGGUGUUUCCUCCAGCAUGUCAUCAUAUUACAAUGUCCACUUGUUUGUUGGUCCCUGGGAAAUGAAGCUGUACACAUUUCUAAUGAAAUCAUAGACAUUGGACAAAGCAAUGACUAUAUCAGAUACAAUUUGCUAAUGUUUACAUAAUGGAUUAAUAAGUUUGCCUAAAUGCCUUUUGUAGAUUUUACACACAAAAAAACGUACACUGUGUCCCCACUGUGGUUUUGUACUUUAGUCAGUUUCUUUAAAAAAAAAAUGUAUUCAGUUCCAUAUUGUUUACUUAGAGUUGAAUACGUAUAAUAUUUGAGACAAUAUUCAAUCAGGUUUCCGUGAACGUCAUAGUACUGAAUCUUCUCUAAUCAAAGUAACAAUUGACCCUUUACUUAAAGCUAA